ACUAUAUGGAACUUAAAAGCAGAUCUGAAGUUAGCAACUCCUACUUCGAAAAAGAAGCAAUUCAUCGUUAUGAAUUGUGGAUGCAAAAUGCUAUCAGAAGAGUUAAACAUGCAAGAGAGAUUGGGAAAAAAAUUCGAGCUUUAAUUGAGCAUUAUAAACUCUUAUGGGAAAUUAGAGAUGAAUCACGUCAAAUUAAUAAUGUAUAG
Molecule: messenger RNA, 206 nt
Organism: Racocetra persica
Lineage: Eukaryota; Fungi; Glomeromycota; Glomeromycetes; Diversisporales; Gigasporaceae
Source: the annotation of a GenBank genome assembly